This is a messenger RNA of Sphaeramia orbicularis (orbiculate cardinalfish), 1575 nucleotides long. It is a transcript of the gene gask1a, whose product is annotated as golgi associated kinase 1A. The record is from RefSeq and is a predicted model, not a curated record. Gene Ontology annotation, cellular component: Golgi apparatus. The transcript is spliced from 6 exons. Bases 1 to 1113 code for a protein of 370 amino acids. NCBI's taxonomy places the organism in Eukaryota, Metazoa, Chordata, Actinopteri, Kurtiformes, Apogonidae.
AUGAAAAAGCCCUCCAGGAAUCUGAAAAAGCACCAUAAUCUCUCAGAGGAUCCCUCAGAACCCAAAGAGGAUCCGGGGUCAGUGGACCGCCUGUUCACUGGUUCAGCCACGACGACAUCCAGAGAUGGAGCUCCUCGCAGGGGUGAGGUGGUCAGCAAGGCCAGGGUUCCUGCACACGGACAGGUCCUUCAGGUGGCGCUGGAUCCCCCGACGAAGCACCAGACGAAGAGUCCUGAUCCUGAUCCUGAUCCUGAUCCUGAUCCUGAUCCUGAUCCUGAUCCUGGUCCUGGACUCGUACGAACCCACAGUGAUCGCUGCCAUCGGGGACGCUGCUCUCUGAUCAAACGCACAGACGACUGGUUCGAGGUGUUCGCCUUCCACCUGGACCGGGUUCUGGGACUCAACAGGAGCCUCCCCGCCGUUCUGCGGACUUUCCACAGCGAGAUUCUGCCGUAUCGGUACACCAGUGGGACCCCGAGACCCGUGGUGUGGUGGGACCCGGAUAUUCAACACCUGGACGACAGCGACAACGACCAGAACUCGGUGCCGCUCAGUUUUGUCCAGUACCAGAAGCUGCUGAAGGUCGGAUGUGGGCGGGAAGUGGAUCUGAGGUCAGCGCCGUGCGUGGGAGUCCACCACUCGGAGUGGGGCCGACUGGCGCUGUUUGACUUCUUAUUACAGGUGAAUGACCGUCUGGAUCGGUACUGCUGUGGUUUCAGACCCGACCCUUCAGAACCCUGUGUGGAGAACCUGCUGAACACCAAAUGUGGGAACACCAAAGACCUGCUGCUGGUCCACAUCCUGGUGAGGAAGGCAGAUCCUUCCAGACUCGUCUUCAUCGACAACGCCGGCAGACCAGAGCAACCCGCUGACAACCUCAACUUCAGGCUGGUUGAGGGCAUUGAAGAGUUUCCAGAAAAGGCUGUGUCCGUGCUCCAGUCCGGUUGUCUGGAGAGUCUUCUUCUGCGCUCCUUAUACACCGACAGGGAAUUCUGGGACGUGGUGGGCAGGGCCGGCGGUCUCAGGCCUUUCAUCCGAACGGUGGAGCAGAGAGGAAAGAUUCUCCUCCAACACAUCACAGACAAAAAGCUGCAGCUGAAGAGGGACCUGUGAGGAUGGAGGCCACGUCCACAAGUGGAAGUCCAAGUGCCAGAGCCGGGGUUUGAUCAAAGGCAGAUCAGGCUUCAGAGGAACAGACUCAGUGUCGCUUUUGCACCGACGGUAACAGCUCAACUCGACUCCACUCGACCGGGCAUUUCCAUUACAUGAGGGCAGCCGCUAUCAGGAACCAUCAGAUACUAUUUCUAGUGUCACCUUGGCUGAGUUGUGACGGAAAAUCAAAAUACCGCCGUGUCAGUACGUGCAGUUCGAAGUGGCAGCUGGUUAGAGAGCUGUUUAGACGUAUUCAUCUGAGCAAAAUGGUCUCUGAAAUAAAAAAAUAUGUUUAAAUUAUUAACAUGUAAUACUUGUCACGUGUCCUGUAGUUUAUGUCAUCAUCUGCUGGAGUGGUUUUUAACUGUGUUUACUUCAUUUCUGUGUGAAUAUGUUCAUUUCCUGGUCACAUGACGCCGGUAA